AUGAUUAAGACGAUCAAGCCAAAGAAUGCUCGUUCCAAGAGAGCUCUAGCUAAGAAGGAAGCCAAACUUGUUGAGAAUACAAAAUCAGCACUUUUUGUUCCUGGUUCGACGGGUAACAAAUUACUUCACGAUGCUAUGUGUGAUUUGAUGGCUCUAAAGAAGCCAUUUGCAAAGAAGUUUUCAAAAAAGAAUGAAAUAAGGCCAUUCGAAGAUGCCACUGAGUUGGAGUUUUUCGCUGAAAAGAAUGAUUCAUCGUUGAUGGUAUUUUCAUCACAUAAUAAAAAGAGGCCAAAUACGUUGGUGUUUACCAGAUUCUUCAACCAUAAAGUGUAUGACAUGAUUGAGUUAUCGAUACAAAACAACCUUAAGCUAUUGCAGGAUUUCAAAAAGCUUACAUUUACCAUUGGAUUGAAACCCAUGUUUGUCUUUAACGGUCCCGCAUUUGACAACCAUGCAAUCUAUCAGCAACUCAAAUCAAUGUUUUUGGAUUUUUACCGUGGUGAGGAGACAGAUUUACAAGAUGUUGCAGGUCUACAAUCUAUAAUAUCACUUUCAGUUGGGGAGAUUGAAGAUUCAAAUAAUGAGAAGGACUUGCCUAAUGUCCACUUCAGAGUUUACAGAUUGAAGACGUUUAAAUCGGGACAAAAAUUGCCUAGGGUUGAAUUGGAUGAAAUUGGACCAAGAUUCGACUUCAAGAUUGGUAGAAGAAGAACACCAGCGCCGGAGGUUGAAAAGGAAGCCCUCAAGAAACCAAAACAAUUAGAGGCAAAGACCAAGAAGAACAUAAGUACUGAUUUUAUGGGUGAUAAGGUUGCACAAAUACAUGUUGGUAAGCAAGAUUUGAGUAAGCUUCAAACUAGGAAGAUGAAGGGGUUGAAGGAGAAGUAUGAUAUCAGUGAAAGUGAGGAGGAAGGGGAAGGUGAUGAUGACGAGGUAUAUGUAUCUGAUGAAGAGUACUUUGCUGAUGAAGUAGAAGAGCCAGAAACUAAAAGGCAAAAGAUAUAG
Lodderomyces parapsilosis is the source of this 1005-nucleotide messenger RNA. RefSeq names its product rRNA-binding ribosome biosynthesis protein (gene RPF2). Gene Ontology annotation, molecular function: rRNA binding. Gene Ontology annotation, biological process: ribosomal large subunit assembly; maturation of LSU-rRNA from tricistronic rRNA transcript (SSU-rRNA, 5.8S rRNA, LSU-rRNA). Bases 1 to 1005 code for a protein of 334 amino acids. The record is from RefSeq and is a predicted model, not a curated record. Lineage: Eukaryota; Fungi; Ascomycota; Pichiomycetes; Serinales; Debaryomycetaceae. The transcript has a single exon. Gene Ontology annotation, cellular component: nucleolus.